AUGACCGAUGCUGGUUCGGUGCCUAAUCCUGACAGCCAUCAGAAAAGAAGUUAUGAUGAACAGAAACCUGAAGUAGAUGAGUAUCCUGUAUUUGUACCAAGACGUUAUGCAGCUCAAGUGCCCGACAGGGAUAACUAUCCUACGUUCACACGAAGUUACGAGCUACCAGCACCAAAGAAAGAAGAUCGUCUUGCUUCUGAAUCAAGAAACUACGACCAGCAACUACUUCAGAAAKAUGAAUAUSCCGUCUUUAACCCACGUGCUCGUGAACCACAUGCUCUCCAUGAAGACAUUCCUCUCACCUCCAAGGAAAGGGUCUUCGAAUCACAAGAUCUAACCCAGCUAGUCAAGCUCCAAAGACAAUUGAUAAGUCAACAACAAGAGAGUAACCAAUACAUUGCCUCGACUAUAAAGCAUGGAUUUGCCCUUCCAAAAAMGRAGCUAAUGGUGUUUGAUGGUGAUCCUCUGGAUUACUGGACAUUUGUCAGAUUCUUUGACAACAACAUCUUGCAGAWCACUUCAYCAGACAGUGAAAGGUUAACCYACUUAUUGCAGUACUGUUCUGGGAAGGCGAAGGAAGCUAUCAAAAGUUGUGCUACGUUACACCCAUCACUCAGAUACAAGGAAGCAAGAAAGAUGCUAUCAAAAUGCUUCGGCGAUCCUUAUCAUAUUGCUAUAUCGCACGUGAACAAUUUGACUAAUGGUCGACCCAUAAAGCCAUUUGAUGGAUCUGCCCUACUGGAAUUCGCGUUACAGAUGAAGUCAUGUGUGAAUACUCUAACUACAAUUGGCUACCUUAGUGAGAUUAACAGAUCCGAUAACUUGAGACGCAUUGCAGAAAGACUUCCCCACAACCUCAAAUCUAAAUGGCUCUCCAGAACGAGAUCUCUAAGAUCGGUUUCAAUCAGACCUGGAAUACAGGACUUAUCAGACUUCGUGCAAGAGCAAGCUGAUGAGAUAAACGAUCCUGUCUUUGGUGACAUCGUGGCAACCAAAGUAAGAAAUAAUAGACACAAGUACAAUGACGAUGUCAUCGAAUCUGCCUUAAAGAACUUUUAUGUCGAUGAUUUUAUGAAAUCUCUGAAGAAGGAGGAGGAUGCUGAUCGCAUGGUUAAAGAGAUGACGAGUCUGAUGUCAGAAGGAGGCUUCAGAUUAACGAAAUGGUCGAGCAACAAAAGAAGCGUUUUGCAAAACAUCAAAGAAACAGAAAGAUCCAAAUCUCUGGUCGACCUAGACUUAGAGGUCGAAGAUGUUCCGAUACAAAGAGCCCUUGGUCUGUUAUGGGACGCUAACAAUGACAAGUUUACCUUCAAAGCUGCCUUAAAGCUGAAACCUAAGACGAGAAGAGGUAUUCUGUCAGUAUCCAGUUCAAUUUAUGACCCACUUGGAUUCAUUGCUCCUUUUGUACUACCAGCCAAGAAGCUACUACAAGACCUAACAAGACGAAAACUUGGUUGGGAUGAAGAAAUCGAAGAAGACGAGAUCCUGUUAUGGGAACACUGGUUGGAAGAUAUCCCAAAUCUGACCGAAGUAUCUAUUGAAAGAUCGAUAAUACCGGAGCACUUUGGAGAUCUACAAAUCGUUCAAUUGCACCACUUUUCCGAUGCCUCUGAGAUUAGUUACGGAGCGGUGACCUACAGCAGAAUAGUUGAUGUCAACGACAACGUCCAUUGUGCCUUUUUGAUUGGGAAGGGACGCCUUGCUCCAAUCAAGGCCAUCAGCAUACCACGUCUAGAGCUAUCUGCAGCAGUGUUAUCUGUUACAUUUGACAUGAUGUUGAGAGAGGAAUUGGACAUACCCAUCCACGAAUCGAUUUUCUGGUCAGAUUCCACCACAGUUCUUGGAUACAUAAUGAACACCACAAGUCGCUUUCAGACGUUUGUAGCUAAUCGCCUUGCAGUAAUUCACGACGGCUCGCAGCCAAGACAGUGGCGCUACAUUCUUUCGACCUUAAAUCCGGCAGACAGCGUUACUAGAGGUCUGACAGCUAAGGAGUUAAAGAGUGAAGACAACAAAUGGUUGAACGGUCCGACGUUUCUACGGAAGAAUGAGAACGACUGGCCAUCGCCUCAAUAUCAACCAGUAGAUGAAAGAUCGCUUGAGACCAACAGAGUACAACAGACGUUUCUUGUAUCUAACCCAAACCAAGACUCUGGAAUAGAUAAAGUAAUCAACUACCAUUCAUCGUGGUACAAGUUAAAGAAAUCUGUUGCUUGGAUCAUCCGUUUCGUUGAGAGUCUUAAGAACAAAGGACAAGUAACAAAAGGAAGAUUAGCCCCAUCGGAAAUCGAGCUAGCAGAAACGAAGAUAAUCAAGCACAUACAGAAACAAUGCUACCGAGAAGCCAUGGAACUGCUACAAGUACCUGACAGCGAACGAGCAAAAUCCAAAACUUCACARAGAAGAAUCAUGGGUCCAAUAUACAACUCGAGUCCUGUACUCGAUGGAGACAGCAUGUUAAGAAUCGGGGGAAGGUUGGACAGAGCACCGAUCGAGUUUAAUGCAAAACAUCCAUUGAUUCUACCCGGAAAUCAUCAUGUUGCACAUCUUAUUGCCAGAGAAUGUCAUGAGARCGUUGGCCAUUCAGGUCAAAACUUUGUUCACUCUACUGUGAGAGAGAAGUACUGGAUUGUCAAAGGAAAGGCAACCGUGCGCAAAGUGAUUCAAGCCUGUACGACCUGCAAGAAAAGGGAUGCCAAAUGUGGUCAACAAGUGAUGGCUGACUUGCCAGAAGAUCGUCUAGUACCUGAUAAACCACCAUUCACUUUCGUUGGAGUAGACUAUUUUGGUCCAAUUCUCGUCCGACAAGGAAGGAAUAAAGGAAAGAGAUAUGGCUGUGUAUUCACCUGUCUUAACAUCAGAGCCAUCCAUGUCGAGACACAGUCUGGACACCACUUCGUUUAUAAAUGCACUUAG
Exaiptasia diaphana is the source of this 2916-nucleotide messenger RNA. RefSeq lists its product as uncharacterized. The record is from RefSeq and is a predicted model, not a curated record. The transcript is spliced from 2 exons. Bases 1 to 2916 code for a protein of 971 amino acids. NCBI's taxonomy places the organism in Eukaryota, Metazoa, Cnidaria, Anthozoa, Actiniaria, Aiptasiidae.